Molecule: messenger RNA, 3893 nt
Organism: Trachymyrmex cornetzi
Lineage: Eukaryota; Metazoa; Arthropoda; Insecta; Hymenoptera; Formicidae
Exons: 3
Molecular function (GO): catalytic activity; nucleic acid binding; zinc ion binding
Source: RefSeq, a predicted model, not a curated record
CCAGGGCACCAAGAGGCACUGACGCGAAGUACCCUAAAGAAACGAGGUUUAGGGUUGUCGGUGGGGAGAUUGUGGACUCCCCAGUGGCGGAAAGCUCAGCGGGUACGCCCAUGGGAGAAAUCGCACCGGUGAAAGAAAAGGGUACGAUUGACCUCACGGCAGCGAUGAGUGACACCGGAGAGGAUAGCGUCCUGAACAGCAUAGGCACAGUGGAGUUCACGUCGAUGACCGAAGCGGAAAAUACCGAGUCAUCCUUCGAAGAAAUUCCACGGAAGGGCAAGAAGAGGGGACGAAAGCCCAAAGGCAGCAACGUGCCGGGAUCACAUGCGCUGACAAAAAUCUCUUCCAAGCGCAUGGAAUUCGAGGACGACGAACUUGAUAGAGAAGACUUCUUCCAAAUCGUGAAGAAGGCCGGGCAUGGAAUGAAAAAGAGGAGAGGUCUGGUCGAAUGUCAAUUGGACGACAGACUAUCCUCGAAACAAAAAGAUGCGAUUGAAGAGGUGACGUUACUUUUUCCGCAAAUGUCGCCUAAGUCAAUAAUGGCGGAAACUCAGAGUAUUAGACCUGGCGGGAGAAGCGGAAAGAAGAACCCAAACGAUGAAAGGGGAUCUACGGCGACAGAUGAAGACAUCGCUAAAAGCACAGGACCCGUUGACGAGGUGAGGAACAGCAAUCUUGCUUUAGAAAGAGAAGUCCUCAAGAUGAGGAGGGAAAUGGAUACUCUGAGGAGGGAGAGAACCGCACUGAAAGACCAAGUGGAAACUCUUACACAAACGGUGCAAGAACUCAGAGAAAAGGAAGAACGUAGAGGACUAGGACGAGGAGGUAUAAAUCCCUCGCAGUUAGAUGAGGAAACAGCGGAGGAAUUCCCGACAUUGAGGACGCGAAAGGGGAAAAACCAACCCUCGGUCCCAAUCGAGUCGGACGAGAUGAGCGAGGCCCUCCUACCCCCGGUGUACAGGCUGGCGCUAGGAGGUGUGCAAAAGAGGAUAGAGGACAGGCCGCGAGUUCGCACGAGCGUAGACAACACUGGUAGGAUCGUGACGAGUGCGAAUGAAGGGACUCGAGAGGAAAAACGAACUACGAGCAGAGCGGUAAGAGCAAAUGAAAUACGUGCGAGAGACAGCUCUUUAUCCCCAGCCAGAGAGUAUCCGGAUAAAGGUGAGGGAUGGAUAAAAACUAAAAGCAGGAGGGCAAUAAAAAGGGCCAGGAGCAAAGAGAGGGAGAAAACAGCUCCGGGAAAAGAUGUCCGGCGGGAAGUGGUGCCGGAAAGAGCUGCCAGACCUAGGAGGGACAGGAACCCAGAUAGGACAACGGAAGCAGCAGUUAGGGGAGCACCAGAAGGAGGAAGAACCGGGGGAGCCAUAAUCCGGAAUACGAACAAAGUACCGGCGCGACCAGCAGCGAGAGACCCGCGUUUCCGAGCACACAGGACCGCAGCAGUCCUGCUGAGAUGCGAGGAAGCAGGGGGAAACUCCGCGCCGACGUACGCGGAUGUUAUGAGAAUGGCAAGAAACAAGAUAUCUCUGGAUGAGCUGGAGAUAUCUAAUACCCGAAUACGUAAGGCCCAGGCAGGGGGAUUGUUGAUAGAAAUCCCGGGCGGAGAAGAGGCCAGUGCGAAGGCGGAAGCACUCGUCGGCCGGCUAAAAACAGUAAUAGCCGGGAGCGAAUUUGAAAAGAGCGUAAGCGUGAUACGCCCGGUACAGAGAGCGGAGGUAAGACUGAUCGAUGUGGAUCAGUCGGCCACGGUAGAAGAGAUAAUAGAGGCGGUGUCCAAAUGCGGAAAGGUGCCUGCUACAAGUGUUAGAGCGGGUUCAUUGAGACAGGGCAGGGGCGGUUUGUGCACCGUGUGGGUUCAGUGUCCGUUAUCGGGAGCGAACCUAAUGCUCAGUAGCGGUAAACUGAGAGUUGGCUGGACUAUGGCAAAGGUGGUCCCACUGGCAAAGAGGAGGCUGCAAUGCUUCCGGUGCCUCGCGGUGGGACACACCAGAGCUAACUGCCUAAGCAUCGUGGACAGAUCGUCGUGGUGCUUCCAGUGCGGGGGAAGCGAUGGCCAUAGGGCAUUCGGGUGUAAAGCCUCGCCGAGAUGCCCAGUGUGCGCCGCGAGAGGCAUGAACGCGAACCACAGAGCGGGAUCAGCGUCGUGCGUACCGUAUAACGGGAGAGGGGAAACACCGCGAAGUGAAGAACUAAACGCGGUAGGAACGGAGAAAGCGAGUGAGGGGGCUGAUCGGGGGGCCCAGGCUUCAGGAUCGAGGCCCUCGCAGGACCACAUAGGAAAGGUAUCCGAAGAACUGGACAUCGGACUGGUCGCCGUGGCGGAACCCGCUCGAAUACCGGAUAGCGAUAAAUGGUUCGCCUCUACGGGAGAGCCACCGUCCACGGCGAUAACGUGGCUAUGGGGAGGCGCGAGGACGCCGUGCGCACCCCGGUGUAGGGGAGCGAGAUUCGCGGCUGUGGACUGGGGGGACGUGACGAUCGUCUCGUGUUACUUUCCCCCCAGCCUCAGCAACGCCGAAUUCAUCCAAGAUCUGGACGAGAUGGACGAUAAGUUGCGGGACGUAUUGCGGAGGGGACACCCGACGAUAGUGGCCGGCGACUUUAACGCCAGAGCGCAGGCCUGGGACCCAGGAAGGCCAAACAGGAGGGGAGGCAUCCUUCUGGGCUGGAUGGGGACUAGGGGACUGCAACUUAUUAACAAUGGAGUCGAGCCCACGUGCGUGCACUCCCGGGGAACAUCCGACGUAGACAUCACGUUGGCAACACCAACCGCAGCUAGGAAGGUUGCUGGCUGGAGGGUCGCGACCGAACAGGAAUCUUUAUCGGACCAUAGAUAUAUCCUAAUGGAUCUAGGAGCCUCGUUGAGGGGCACUGAGAUAGGUAGAACGGCGCUGAAAAAAUUCCCGAGAUGGGUCACACGACGCAUCGACCGGGAUAUGAUGGAGGCGGCAGCGGUAUUCUCGGCGUGGGAAGGAGUGCCAGAGGACGGUGCCCGGAGCGCAAAGAGAAUAGAUGAGAUUCUACGGGAUAUAGCGGACGUAGCAAUGCCUAGGAAGGGACUCACUAAACGUCCAUCGGUGUACUGGUGGAACGAGGAAAUAGAGGAGCUCCGAUGGGCUUGCAAUAAAUGGAGAAGGAGACUAACGCGAAUGAGAGGGAGAAGACGCGCCUGUCCAGAAAACGUUAGGACGCUAUGGGACGGAUUGAAAGAGGCCAGGCGAGAGCUCAGGAGGGCCAUAAGUAAAUCUAAGGCCAAAAUGUGGAAAGAGCUAGUGAAUGACUUAGAGAGGGACCCAUGGGGAUUGCCCUAUAAAGUGGUCACCAAGAAACUGUCUACCGGCGGUGCCUCUAUCGUGGAGACUUUAUCACCGGACGUCGCGGAAGGGAUAAUAUCGGUGCUGUUCCCAAAAGGAAUUACAUCCCAAAACAACGGGACGACGAUGGAAUGGCAGGAAGAACUCGCGGUGACGCAUGAGGAGGUGCUGGAAGCCUGUGCGGGUGUUAAAAUCGGCAAGGCUCCAGGACCGGAUGGCAUACCCGGAGGUGUCAUAAAAGAAACUAUAGGACAGCUCAUCCCUCUUUGGGUAAAGUGCUUCACGGAGUGCCUCAAAGAGGGAUACUUCCCCCGGCAGUGGAAGGUCGCGAGACUGGUGCUUCUGAAAAAACGGGGUAAACCGGACCUCGCUCCGUCCUCAUACAGGCCGAUCUGUUUACUGAGUGAGGCGGGGAAGAUGCUUGAACGCAUCAUCGUGAAUAGGUUAAGCGCAUUUCUGGAACGGAAUGAAGGCAUAGCCGGGAGCCAGUUCGGUUUCAGAAAGUACCGCUCCACAAUAGAUGCAGUGUGGAGACUGCGAGAAAGCGUGAUGAGGGCCUGCGAGACGGUGGGGUGGUGA